AUGGAGUCUUCUGUAAGAACGGAUGACAGCACAAAAGGCCUAACUAAAGACUCCAACGAGAGCAAGUUUCCCGUCGGUCGAAUUGGCCGGUACUUGAAGAAAGGGCGUUACUCUCAACGUGUGGGGACCGGUUCUCCGGUUUACCUUGCUGCUGUUCUUGAAUACCAUGCUGCUGACGAUCAUUCCAAGCAUGUUCUAUUGGCAGUUAGGAACGAUGAAGAGCUUAGGAAGCUAUUAGCUGGUGUGACCAUUGCUCAUGGUGGUGUUUUAGCCAACAUUAACCCAAUUCUUUUACCAAAGAAAAACGAGAAGCCGGUUGCAAAAGAGCCCAAAGUCACCAUCCAAGGCUACCAAGAAGUCACCUAA
Gossypium raimondii (Peruvian cotton) is the source of this 366-nucleotide messenger RNA. RefSeq names its product probable histone H2A.2. The transcript has 3 exons. Lineage: Eukaryota; Viridiplantae; Streptophyta; Magnoliopsida; Malvales; Malvaceae. Bases 1 to 366 code for a protein of 121 amino acids. The record is from RefSeq and is a predicted model, not a curated record. Gene Ontology annotation, molecular function: protein heterodimerization activity; structural constituent of chromatin; DNA binding. Gene Ontology annotation, cellular component: nucleosome.